GAGCACCUGGAAAUCAGUCAUCGGCCGGGCUCUGUAGCCUGCUGUAGAGCGCUAACCAAACGUUAGCAAUGCGGACGGGGAAACGGGAAAUAAUACGCUUUAAAAAAAAAUAAUACAUUUUAUAACCCGAUGUGUUGGGGGCUUGUAGGGCUUUAAGACCGCGCGCGCCUUCAUUUUCUGACUUUUUUUGGGGUCUGGAAUCAGGAGAGAAACGGGAUAUAUCCUGAGCUGGGGCCCAUAGUGUCAGGAUAGUUCCUGAGAAAACGCUUACCCACAUCCGUGUGCCUCAGCCCCAGUGUUAUGAAAUAGGAGAAAUAAAAUAAUGAAUGCUUGAUUUGAAGCUUAUUUCGCCACCAACUAUUUUUCUAGGUCUCUAUCCCCCUCCCAUUAUCGCGUACUUGCUAUGGUGGACUCCAACGCGACGAGGAAGACUUUUGUAGUCCCGGACAUAAAACCUUUGGAUCUGUAUGAUUGUACCAGGGCAAAAAUAUGCGCAAGUGUGGGAUGGCUCUUGGCUAAAUCUUACGGCAAUGCAGAGCAUGUUCCAGUGGAGUUGCGGGAGCUCUUCUACUGUGACCAGUAUGAGCAGGAGCACCUGAAGCCCCCCGUCACACGCCUCCUGCUCUCCUCUGAACUCUACUGCCGCACCUACGGUCUGCUGCAGGGGGACCAGGGGGGACCAGGGGCCCCAAAAGACAACGCCACCCUGCUGCAGCUCCUCGCCAACAGGGGCGUGGCCCCCAAAGAUCAAGACGUCCCCGUGUCUGACGUGGACCUCCGGCAUAAACCAAUCAAAAUGAGUGCCCACCUGGCGGUGAUGGAUGCCCUGAUGUCGUUGGGCGCCAUGGAGAUGGUGAGCGCAGUGAGGAUGUCUGGUGCGGCGGCAGGGGAGGAGCUUCUGGGUGGAGUGGGAGGAGCCAGCUGGGAGAACACCCUUCUCCACUGGGUGAACGGGUUGAAUCAGAGGCUGAGAGAGAAAACAGAGGGUGCGCAGGGUGACCCAUCUCAGGACAGCACAGAGCCACAGCCUGUUCAGCCUUCGUGUCCCACUUGCUGGUACUGGAAACUUGUCCCUAUCCGCUACAGAACGGAUAAGACGCUGUCUAAACAGAAGCCUACGUUUCCGGUGGUGACUGAAGUCAAAGACCUCUCCAACGGUUGUGCCAUCGCUGCUAUUAUACACUACUACUGCCCCAGCCUGUUGCGACUAGAGGAUGUGUGUAUGAAGGAGUCCAUGGCGGUGGCAGACAGCCUGUACAACCUGCAGCUGAUCCGAGAGUUCUGUGACAGCUGUCUGAAGAGCUGCUGCCCCCUGGUGUUGGAGGACCUGCUCUACACCCCACAGGAGCUCCAGGUCAACAUGAUGAGUUUCCUAGCAGAGCUGCUGGGUUGGUUUGAGGUACGGAGGCCAGAGUUUGUUCAGCCUCUGAACACCACUGAUGCUUCUGCACUGCUCAAGCCAACCAGUUUGAGCAAUAAUAGCGGCUCGCCUUCCAUCUUCAAGAAGCCAUUCCUGCCCAUCUCCUCACCAGUGUCGCCAGGGCCUGCGCCAUCCCAUCAUUUAGGAUAUCUGACUCAGUCUGCCUCCAUGUCUCAUGUAGAGGGAGCUGGGAGAACAUGGACCAAGAAGCCUUUCAGUCGUACCCUGUCCUCAGCCGUGUCAUUUAGCAUUCCCUUCGGCCUGGACAGCGACGUGGACGUCGUGAUGGGCGGAGCCAUCACCCGCUCGGUCAGCUCUGACAACGUGGCCCCCAGCCAGACUGUGACCUGCGUGCCCUACACCCCCCCAGAGGACCUUAGCCACCUGCUCAGCAAGCCCCCUGGCUCCCACAGAGGCUCCUGGGCCACCCAGAGCUCCUCUGUGGUGCCCAUGCUGCUGAAGGAGAACGGCCUGGGAGAGGGGGACGGGGACGGGGAGCUGCCCACCAUCGAGGAGGCCCUGCAGAUCAUCCACAACGAGGGCAAGAUGGAGCCCCGGCUCCACCCCGAUGGGGCGGCCGACGGAUUCUUCCUGCACUCGCCCGAUGACCCGGCCAGCGCCAGACACAACGGCCGCGCCGCUCACCCCUCCCACCCGCCUAACCCCAUACCCCUCAGCUGCUCCGCCCCAUCCCGCUCUGGGAUGAUGUACCACCCCCACCUCCCCAUGGGGGGCAAGACGCAGCCACCCAGGGAGCAGCCCUCCUUCUCCCGUACCCGACACACCUCGGAGGGCUCGCGGGACGACGACUCGGUGCUGAGGGACGGGAGCAUGGACUCUGACGCCUCUGAGGACCUCCUUCUCCUUCCUAAUGGCCAGUCCACGCCUGCUGUCCACACCAGAGGCCGUGGAGGGGACAACGACGCGCUGGACAGUGGCGUGGGGAUGACCAGCUUUGCUGAGCUCAAGAAGAAACCGUCGACAGUGGGCGAAUCACCUAAAAGUGGCGGCGCCAGCAGCAGCGAACCCGUCGCCUCGGCAGCAACGGCUCCGAUGACCAGCUGGGUGGACCAGCCCCAGAAGUCGAAAGAGGAGAGCCCCAAUAAGCGCCCUGGACUGACCACCGAGAUGUCCGAGCUGGGAGCCCGGCUGGAGGAGAAGAGGAAGGCCAUCGAGGCCCAGAAGAAACGUAUUGAGGCCAUCUUUGCCAAGCACCGUCAGAGACUGGGCAAGAGCGCCUUCCUGCAGUUGAAGAAGGAGCAGGGAGAGGGGGAGAGAGAGGAGGAGGGCGGUCAAAUCAGCACCUCCGCCACAGAAGAGGACCUCAGGGGGCUGACGCUAGAGGAAAGGUUGUCUCGCGUGGAGGACGAGGAGCAGCAGGAGGCGCAGCAGCAAGAGAACCGGCGCCCCUCAGUGGAGCAGGAGGGGAACGUCAAACCUUCAUCACACCUGGACAACAAGCAAGCCUCCUUACCCAGAAGGGAGAAGGGUGCAGGGGCGGCAGGGCCAGGAGGAGAACAGGUUGGGGUGGUAGGGCAUCAGCCAGCGCCCUUGGGGGAUUACAACAACGCCGUAUCAAAGCUGAACACGGCACUAAGCUCCCUGCAGAGCGACAUGCAGCGCCUCUCCGAACAACAGAACCAACUCAUCAGGAAGAAGCCCGUCGCUCCCUCCAGCAACAAGUCCUGGGCGAUUUUGCCCAGUCUCAAAUCCUCGGCCCCUCCCUCGACCCGCAUGUCCCGCGCGUCCACCCUCCGUGACCUUUCCUCUGUCUCCUCUUCCCCCUCGUCACCCCGCCACAACGCCACCAGUCCCACCAGAACAUCCAAGUCGCCCCAGGUCCAGCGCCGGGCCCAGUCGGUGCCUCCCAAGAGCCCCAAGCACCAGGCCACCCACUACUACCACGCCCGCCCUCAGGACCUCAAAGUGCCGGGCCUGUCGCGCGUGCUCACCCCCCCUCAGAAUGUGGACACUAUCCCCCACCUGCGCCGCGCCUCCCCCUGGCAGUGUCGGGACCAGAACUCUUCCACCUUCAACAUCAGCUCUGCCCCCAGCCCUUCCUCCGCCCCAACCCCCACCCCCCGGGCCCUGUCGCUGGCCCUAGAUGACAACAUGUCGGACGCCGGCUCAAGCGAGGACCAGAGCAUCUUCAGCAUCAACCUGGAUACCACCACAUCUCAGGCCUCGGGGAGAAAGGAGCGUGUGGGUUGUGGGAGCUCUGGGGCGCCCUCAGAGUGCUCGUUUGAGAGUGAUGUUCCGGCGGCGGGGGUGUUUAAUGGCAAGCGCAGCAGCCUGAUCGAGAUUUCUCUAUCGGCCUUGCGCGGGGACGAGGAUGACCUGAGUGUCAUGGACAACUCCAUGAGCGAUGUGACUGAACACGAGAUGAAGGGAGGGGUCGGCUUCUUCUUUAAGGAUGGCAAGGUGCGGCCGGAGGAUGAAAUGGCCCAGAGGAAAGCAGCCCUGAUGGAGAAACAGCAGAAGAGGGCGGAGGAAAUGAAGAGACGCAGACUGGAUCAGGAGGAGAAGAGCCAGAAAGAGCAUGCGAUCCGACCUGAGUGGUUUAACAUCGAGGGCUGGGGAGACAAGAGUGGAGGUGAGGACCAGCCCCGGACCCCCGGUACCCCCUCUUCGGAUUGCACGACCCAGCGGAGAGACACCUUCACCAGGCAGGAGUACGAGCGGAGGCAGCAGCUGAAGAUCAUGGAGGAUCUGGACAAGGUGUUGCGGCAGAAGCCCACCACGGUGCGUGGCGUGAAGAAGCAGAGACCCAGGACCAUGUUCCGGGAUGACUCUGUGCUUUCCCGCAGCCCCACCAAGGGAUUAAUGGGUUCCAAACUCAACAAGGUCUAUUCCCACUCUACCAUGAACCUGUCCUCAAUGGCUAACGACACUGGCAACAGCGGGACACUGGCCGUCAGGAAAUCUCCCAGCCGAUCUCACUCCCCCUCAAGGCUGAUGUCACCAGGACGAAUGGCCAUUCAGAACGGAGAGAAGGACUGGGAGAACGCCUCCACGGCCUCGUCUCCCGCCUCCAUUCCAGAAUACACCGGGCCCAAGCUGUACAAGGAGCCCAGCUUCAAGUCCAACAAGUUCAUCAUCCACAACGCCAUCUCCCGCUGCUGCCUUGCCGGCAAGGUUAACGAACAGCAGAAAAACAAGAUUGUAGAGGAGAUGGAGAAGUGCCAGGCCAACCACUUCCUCAUCCUCUUCCGUGACUCCAGCUGUCAGUUCCGGGCCAUCUACACCAUGAACCCAGAGAUCGAGGAGAUGGUGCGCCUAACGGGCAUCGGGCCUCGUGUCAUCAGCCCUGCCAUGGUGGAGUCCAUAUACAAGUAUAGUUCGGACCGCAAACAGUUCACCACCAUCCCAUCCAAGACCAUGUCAAUGAGCGUCGAUGCCUUCACCAUCCCCGGGCACCUGUGGCAGAGCAAGCGCCCGGGGACCCCCAAGAAGCUGGGGACCCCCAACUAAUAAUGAGAACAUCUCAAUGAUGGAGGUGGUGAUGGGCGGGAGAGGAAUGAGGUGGACGUAUCUAAAUCAGGGGCCCCUCUUCCCCCAGUCAACCCCCUCCUUUCUCUUAUAUUGGUUUGGUCUGUUGAUUUGGAGACUGCUUUAGCUCAGUAGGCUGGUCAGUUAGACCGCCGGAGGGAUCUGAAAGGAAUAAAUGACACUGGUGCCUAUACAAACCGCCUGUCCAACCGAAUGGUCUCUGCCCCUUUAAGACCAACCUGGGUCGUAUUCACUGGGAAGCAAACGGACCAAAACAGGGAGGGACUACCUGAAUGUGUCCAAUAAGAAACACUUGUUUUUCGUUGCAAAAUGUUUUGCUACGGUGUGCACUAAUGAAUGUGACCCUUAUCAGCUCUGUGUAUGGGAGAUAUUGGUACAUGUCAUGUGACAAGGGGGCAAGCUAAUCACUAAUACUAAAGCCAUUCAUAGGGCUCUAUCUGUCACACACUACACCCAGUAGGGGCCUCUGAUUGCCCCCCCCAGCCUGAUCUACCUAGAUUGUAAAAUAAUAAUAAUAAUGUUGUGAUAGGACUGGAAUGAACAAGGCUUCUUCCCACCGUACUGGGCCUAUCUCUCACAGGGCCUGGCUCCCCCAGCCUCUUACUGCCUUCCCUUCUCCCCCCUGACCCUGCCUGCCUUCCCACUGCCUCCCCUUGACUAACCCCGUCCACAGUCAUCCAUUGUGACCUUAAACACUCGGUGGUGAGCGUGAGAGGGAACAUCUCACACACUGCCGCAGCUCGGGGGGCGGGGGGGGGGG
This is a messenger RNA of Salvelinus fontinalis (brook trout), 5690 nucleotides long. Its product is annotated as calmodulin-regulated spectrin-associated protein 3-like. Bases 404 to 4891 code for a protein of 1495 amino acids. The transcript is spliced from 18 exons. Gene Ontology annotation, cellular component: microtubule minus-end. Gene Ontology annotation, biological process: neuron projection development; cytoplasmic microtubule organization; negative regulation of microtubule depolymerization. Lineage: Eukaryota; Metazoa; Chordata; Actinopteri; Salmoniformes; Salmonidae. The record is from RefSeq and is a predicted model, not a curated record. Gene Ontology annotation, molecular function: spectrin binding; microtubule minus-end binding; calmodulin binding.